UCGGGGUGGAGGUACUCAAAAAGAAAUCGAUCAUAUUUCUUCAUUUGGAAAAGUCAUAUUCAUUUGAAUCAAGUAACACUGGUGGCAUAUUUAGGACUAGUCAGUUCAGUUUAACAGUUUAAAUUGUGACGUGUCAUAGCGAAAUAAACAUGAACAGGGUCAUUCAAACAAUAGAUGCUCAUCAGAUCAAAGAGCAGGUGUAAACACAGUUGUUCUGUGAGUGACGCUUCAUGCCACACAGAGCAGCGCCUCCUAUUGGCUGCCUCCCCCUGACGUCACUGUGCGGUCGCGUCGCGUCUCGAGUGAGGAGCGCGAGCGCGUCGGUGCCCGUCACUCGGUUCUUUGCGCGCUUCUGUGAAACGAUUUGAACGAAAGAGACGCUCAUUUCAGCGGAGCCCAUGUUUUUGGACCGAACGCAAACUUUUGAUUAGAAGUGGUGAAGGUGUUUCCAGUAAUGAUGUCAUCCUGUAGUCCUCUGCCAUUGGCUGUCACAUGCUGUUUGAUUGCUUUGACAUCAUCACUCAACCUGGACGACCCUAAUGUCUGCAGUCACUGGGAGAGUUACUCAGUGACCGUGCAGGAGUCGUACGCUCACCCGUUCGAUCAGAUUUACUACACCAGCUGCGCAGACAUCCUCAACUGGUUCAAAUGCACUCAGCACAGGGUGAGCUACAGAACGGCUUACCGCAGAGGAGAGAAGACCAUGCACCGCCGCAAGUCCCAGUGCUGCCCGGGAUUCUACCAGAGCAGAGACAGAUGUGUUCCUCACUGUGCUGAGAAGUGUGUGCACGGCCGCUGCGUGGCCCCCAGCAGCUGUCAGUGUGAGCCGGGCUGGGGAGGGUCCGACUGCUCCAGCGCAUGUGACGGUGAUCACUGGGGUCCGCACUGCAGCAGCCGCUGUCAGUGUCAGAACGAGGCGCUGUGUAACCCCAUCACCGGAGCCUGCCUCUGUGCGCCCGGGUACCGCGGCUGGCGCUGCGAGGAUCUCUGCGAGCGCUCCACCUACGGACACGGCUGCCAGCAGAGGUGCUUGUGCCAGAACAACGCCACGUGCCACCACGUCACCGGAGAGUGCGUUUGCAGCCCUGGAUACACGGGAGCGUUCUGCGAGGACCUGUGCCCUCCAGGGAAACAUGGGCGGCAGUGUGAAGAGCGCUGUCCCUGUCAGAACGGCGGCGUGUGUCAUCAUGUGACUGGAGAAUGCUCCUGCCCGGCCGGCUGGAUGGGAAUGGUGUGUGGACAGCCGUGUCCGGCGGGACGCUUCGGGAAGAACUGCUCACAGGAGUGUCAGUGCCAUAAUGGAGGAAGCUGUUCUCCGUCCACUGGUCAGUGCGUGUGUAGCGCAGGAUACACAGGAGAGAGGUGCCAGGAUCAGUGUCCGGUGGGCUCGUACGGUGUGGGCUGCAGACAGGCGUGUAGCUGUGUGAACGGUGCCCAGUGCUAUCAUGUGAGCGGAGAGUGUCUGUGUGAGCCGGGAUACACGGGCGAGAGCUGCGAGGAGCGCGUCUGUCCGGAGGGCCUGUACGGUCUCAAGUGUGACAGGAAGUGCCCGUGUCACGCCAGUAACACACGCAGCUGUCAGCCCGUGUCGGGGGAGUGCUCGUGCAGACCGGGCUGGUCGGGCUUGUACUGUAACGAGACGUGUGCUCCUGGUUUAUACGGCGAGGCGUGUCAGGAGGUCUGUCGCUGUCAGAACGGAGCCGACUGCCACAGCGUGAGCGGGGAGUGUGUCUGCGCGCCCGGAUUCAAGGGCUCAGAUUGCUCCGUUCCCUGUCCCGCCGGCACCUACGGCAUCAACUGCAGCUCAGUGUGCUCGUGUCAGAACGCAGCCGCUUGCUCCCCCAUCGACGGAUCCUGCUCCUGUCAAGCAGGGUGGCACGGGGUGGACUGCUCCAUUAACUGCCCCAGCGGCUGGUGGGGUCUGGGCUGUAACCUGACGUGUGUGUGUGGGAACGGAGGCGCGUGCAGCGCUCUGGACGGGAGGUGCACCUGUGCUCCGGGCUGGAGAGGACACAGAUGUGAUCAACACUGUCAGGAUGGGACGUAUGGCCUGGACUGUCGCGAGCGCUGUGACUGCAGUCAUGCAGACGGGUGUCACCCCUCGACUGGACACUGCCGCUGUCUGGCCGGAUGGACAGGCAUUCACUGUGACAGUGUGUGUGCUGAGGGCCGCUGGGGGCCAAACUGCUCUCUGUCCUGUAACUGUAAGAAUGGAGCGUCGUGUUCACCGGACGAGGGUGCGUGUGAGUGUGCACCUGGAUUCAGAGGAACCACCUGCCAGCGCAUCUGUUCUCCGGGUUUCUUUGGCCACCGCUGUAGCCAGGCCUGUCCGCACUGCGUCCACAGCAGUGGCCCUUGUCACCAUGUGACCGGCCAGUGUGACUGUCUGCCCGGGUUCAAAGGGGCACUCUGCAACGAAGUGUGUCCCAGUGGCAGGUUCGGUAAGAACUGUGCGUGGAGCUGCACCUGCACUAAUAAUGGCACAUGUAACCCCAUCGAUGGCUCGUGUCAGUGUUACCCCGGCUGGAUCGGCAGUGACUGCUCACAGCCAUGUCCUCCGGGUCAGUGGGGUCCCAACUGCGUCCACACCUGUUACUGUCACAACGGGGCGUUCUGCAGCGCUUAUGACGGCGAGUGUAAGUGUACAGCCGGCUGGACGGGGCUGUACUGCACACAACGCUGUCCACUAGGUUUCUACGGUAAGGACUGUGUUCAGGCGUGUCAGUGUGAGAACGGCGCAGACUGCAAUCAUAUCUCCGGUCAGUGCACGUGCCGCACCGGCUUCAUGGGACGCCACUGUGAACAGAAAUGUCCCUCGGGUACAUACGGAUACGGCUGUCGGCAGAUGUGCGACUGUCUCAAUAACUCCACCUGUGAUCACAUGACUGGCACCUGCUACUGUAACCCCGGCUGGAAAGGCACACGCUGUGACCAAGCCGGUGUGAUCAUUGUAGGGAAUCUCAACAGCUUGACGAGCGCUGCUGUGCCUGUGGACUCGUAUCAGAUCAGUGUGAUCGCAGGAAUCAUCGUUCUGGUGCUCCUUGUUCUCAUCCUCCUCCUCCUCUUCAUCAUUUACCGCAAGAAACAGAAAGGCAAAGAAUCCACGAUGCCUGCGGUCACGUUCACACCUACCAUGAGGGCCAACACCGAUUACGCCAUCGCAGAGCCGCUCCCGCAGACUGACGUCCUUCCCAACAGUAACUAUUUCUCCAACCCCAGCUACCACACGCUGACCCAGUGCAGCAGCCCACCUCACGUCAAUAACCUGCCCUUUGGAAAGCCGAAGAACAAUCGGUUGUUUGUGAACCUGAAGAACGCUGAGCCGAGGAAACAACUUUCCCUGCUGGAUCACACAGGAACUCUACCAGCCGACUGGAAACAAGGAGGAUCCUUAAAUGAGCUCGGAGCUUAUGGAGUUGACAUGCGUUACAUGGGAAAGUCACUUCGAGAUCUGGUGAAGAGCGUGCCCUAUCACGCCAGCUCCAGCUCUCUCAACAGCUCAGAGAACCCCUACGCCACCAUCAAAGACCCUCCUCUGCUGCUGACCAAGAGCUCCGAGUGCGGCUAUGUGGAGAUGAAGUCUCCCGCUCACAGAGACGCGCUGUACACUGAGAUACACGCCUCCAGCCCUGCCAACAAAAACGUCUAUGAAGUUGAGCCGACCAUCAGUUCUGUCCACACACUCUCUAACAACAACUGCAACGGGCCAUUUUGUCAAGAUCCAUAUGACCUGCCAAAGAACAGCCACAUCCCGUGUCAUUAUGACCUGCUGCCCACCAGAGACAGCAGCCCCUCGCCCCUCGAGGACACGGACACACACUUCACUAACGGACCAUGAACCUCUGCACUUCCACAGCAUUCCCUGAACGCUGUCCGUGUUGACCUUGGGUUCUCACAGUAGACAGAGUCCUGUGGAGUGUUUCAGCCGAGCUGCAAACAUCUGUAAUCUUUAUAAACCAAUCAUUCCAUUCAUUAAUAACAUUUCACACAAAUACAGGACAAUCCUUUAUGUUUCUGAUCAAAUAUGUCAGAUUAUUCCCAGUGGCAGUUUUCCAUUUUCUCAUUAUGAUAUUUAGGGUGUUAGCACUGUUUAUUGAGACUGGACUAUCAGCUCGGAAUUGUUUUUUUUUCGUCCGAAAGCAUUUCAGGUUUACCAAAGGUUGAUGUUCCUAAUGAAGCACCGUUUGUGUUGUAUUUAUAUCAACAGCGCCCAUUAAGUUUAGUUUACAGUUAUAAGUUUUAACAUGUGCCUUUUGAUUUCAGUCCUAUAAAACGUGAACACUGAAACGAAGGGCAGAUACUUUAGUGUGUAGUACUUAGUAAGUAGUUUUUAGUAAGCUAAAGCUGGACUUUUGCGAAGAAAGACAAAUCUUUAAGAUGAUGUGCUGGGGUCAGUUUGGUAGGAAUGCAUCUUUGGAGUCUUCAGGACGUGCGAUGAGUCUUAAAGCACUCUGAGCCUGGACUUUAAUUGUAUAAAACUGUACAUAGUACCAGUUCUUUUAUGAACUGCAUUUAUUUCCUUUAAAAGUGUAACAUACUCCUAAAUUCCUCUGUAACUUGACCAAUGUUGUGUAAAGCAGGACAUGCAGUGAAGACUGACUUUUCUGACUGGACCUCAGUGUACGGUUUUCCUUUAUUUUAUUGGUUUGUUUGUUACUGUACUAAAUAUGCCACACAAAGAAAUGAUCAAUAAUAUUGAUUUCAAAAACAACUGAGUGUGUAUGAGUGUGUGCUGUAUGUAUCUUAAAACUGUACCUUUGUUUUGCUUUUCUCCAGAUAUGUUUUUUAAUAAAUGCACAAAGUGUAAUAGGG
Cyprinus carpio (common carp) is the source of this 4812-nucleotide messenger RNA. RefSeq names its product multiple epidermal growth factor-like domains protein 10 (gene megf10). Gene Ontology annotation, cellular component: membrane. The transcript has 25 exons. NCBI's taxonomy places the organism in Eukaryota, Metazoa, Chordata, Actinopteri, Cypriniformes, Cyprinidae. Gene Ontology annotation, molecular function: protein binding. The coding region runs from base 455 to 3838 and encodes 1127 amino acids. The record is from RefSeq and is a predicted model, not a curated record.